Molecule: messenger RNA, 1520 nt
Organism: Pimephales promelas (fathead minnow)
Lineage: Eukaryota; Metazoa; Chordata; Actinopteri; Cypriniformes; Leuciscidae
Gene: twsg1b
Product: twisted gastrulation BMP signaling modulator 1b
Biological process (GO): regulation of BMP signaling pathway
Source: RefSeq, a predicted model, not a curated record
AGAGAGAGAGAGAGAGAGAGAGAGAGAGAGAGAGAGAGAGAGAGAGAGAGUCUCAGUAGAAGUUCUGUAGUCCAGUUCAGUUUUCGGUUCGGGUGUGUUCUGAUCAUGUCUUAAAUGCUCUGCAGCGGAUCCGUGUGUGUGGGUGUGUGUUCAAACUUUCUGGAAGACACGAACAGCGUCAUUGUCUCGCGUGCUCAUUCAGGUCCGGUGGGUUCGCUUCGUAAUGCAGCCUUCAUCUUCAUCAUCAUCAGUGUUUCUUCUUCUUCUGUCAAGUUUUUCUCUUGCUUUGGCCUGUAAUAAAGCUCUGUGUGCCAGUGACGUCAGCAAGUGUCUCAUUCAGGAGUUGUGUCAGUGCCGGCCGGCCGAUGGGAACUGCUCGUGUUGUAAGGAGUGUAUGAUGUGUUUGGGAACUCUCUGGGAAGAGUGCUGCGACUGUGUGGGCAUGUGUAACCCGAAGAACCACAGCGACACGCCGGCGACGGCCAAGAGCACGGUGGAGGAGCUGUUCCGGCCGAUCCCGUCGCUCUUCCGCGCGCUCACCGAGGGCGAAGCGCCCGUCAACAUGAUGGUGGUGUCGUUCCCCGUGGCCGAAGAGCUUUCGUAUCACGAGAACCUGCUGUCCUUCCUGGAGACGCUGGAGGACUCGCACCAGAACGUGUCUCUGCCGGGGAACAGCAUCCACGCCAGCUACGACACCAGCGAUAAGAUGUGUACGGUGGUUUACUUCGACGACUGUGUGUCCAUCCGCCAGUGUAAGCAAUACUGCGAGUCCAUGGGCGGGUCCAAGUACCGCUGGUUCCACAACGCCUGCUGCGAGUGUAUCGGCCCCGAGUGUGUCGACUACGGCAGCAAAGCGGCCAAGUGCCUCAACUGCCUUUACUGACUUCCUGUCCGUCAGUGACGUCUGAUUCUCAACUUCCUGUCCGCUACUGACGUCUGAUUCUCAACUUCCUGUCCGCUACUGACGUCUGAUUCUCAACUUCCUGUCCGUUACUGACUUCCUGUCCGUCAGUGAAGUCUGAUUCUCAACUUCCUGUCCGUCACUGACGUCUGAUUCUCAACUUCCUGUCCGUUACUGACUUCCUGUCCGUCAGUGAAGUCUGAUUCUAAACUUCCUGUCCGCUACUGACGUCUGAUUCUCAACUUCCUGUCCGUCACUGACGUCUGAUUGUGUCCUGCGUAUUAGGCUUCACGCAAAAGAGUUUGUAUAUAGAUUAUUUUUAUCCUUGCCGGUUCGUUUAGUCACAGACAUGCAGACGAGCGAUGAUUUUGAUAGAGAAUAGACGCAUAUCUGCGCUUGAGUAGAUUAUCUGCGCUUGUCGGGUUAUCUUAUGAAUUCAAAGUCUUUUUUAAGACCGAAUUAAGUUGAAAUCAUUAGUUUGUUUUCAAGAACAAAAUCCACGUGUAAAUGAUCAUUAAACAUCGUCGAGUGAAGCUGGUGUGUGUGUGAUGUCGAGACGACGAACAUCAUCAGCCAUAGAAAUCACUAGUUUCAAUAAAACAUCAUCUCCAAUUCUUUA